UCUUUAAAUUUAAAGGCUAAUAGAACGACCUUCACCUUCUUAAUUGAUGAUAAUAACAAUUAAAACGUUGUAACAGAAUUUGUUGAACCUGCAAGGCAGAUAAGCAACAACUGACGAUAUUGCGUGUCUGCGAGAAAAGCUGUUGAAUGGAGCAUGAAAUCAGUUCUAAAGACAAGACAGAAACGUUGGAAAAUGAAGGAAAGACACCUGAUACAGAAAAAUGUGAUGAAGGUCAUGUAUUUAAAAAGGCAAGAUAUGCCUGGCAAAUUAAAGGUCAUCUUGGUACUGAACAUGACUCUCUGAAUGGUGAAGCUUCUUGUGAUAAAUCCAAAAGUACCGAAUCUGUUGCCUUAAAUGACUUAGCUCAUUUUGAAUAUAAAGACUUCAAAAGGCAAGACGACUCUGAUGUAAAUGAAACAAUGUUAUCAGCAGUUACGACUGAGAAAAAUUCAAGUCAUCAUGAUGAAGAGAGUUAUGAGAAAGGAAUUAAGGAAGAUUAUGUUAAUAGUGAUACACAGAAACACAGUGAUAUGAUUGAGUUCAUAGGUAACAAGAGAAAAGUUGAUCUAUUAAACUUUGAGGGGGGUUGUGGGCGAUCCAAACGAUUAAGAAACAUAGAGGAUAUUAACAGUAGAAAUGAAAUAAGUAAUUGUUCAGCAAAUGCUCAUCCACAGCAAGAUAGGUUUAUGAACAUGCAAGCUGGAAUUGCCACUGCUGCAAAUAACCCAGAUUUCGGAAGAGCUGUAAGUUCUAUUAUACCAAAUUUUCAAGGCUUUGAUAUUCCUAGCUUUAUUUGGCAAAAGCAAGAAAUGGGUUGUGCAAUCGUUGACAAUGUUUUUAAUAGGACUUUGGAAGAGAUGGGUCUGUCACCUGAUCCGGUUGUCAACUUAAGCGCAACUACUAGGCUAACUGUAGAAAACCAAAGUAUCGAAAGUGCCAUCAGAAAUCAAGGUCUUCGUGCAAAUAGUUCUCAAAGUGAUCACAGUACUAUAUUAAGAAAUAUGGAGGAAAUGAGACAAUCUGCCACAAGGACAGACUUUGAGCACACUCAAAGCCAGCUUUCUAGAAUAUUGGCAAGCCGGUCUAAUUCACAAACAUUGCAUUCACAGCCUUUGAUAGAAAGUCAUUAUGAAGAGGAAAAUUGUGCCAUGCAUGAUCAAGACCUGGACUCAGUAGCUAAUGGCAAUGAGAGCAAUCGGGUAUCUUCUUGUGGGCCUUCUGUUGCUAAGGAUAUUAAAUUGGACAAAGCUAACAAUAAAUCUGCUCCAGGAAAUGAUCACAGUGGUCAUUGCAAGUUAAAAAUAGUCAGUGAAAAUCCAUGUGUGGACCAUGAAACAAAUCAUAAUAUAUGUGAUGUUGAAAAAAUUUCGGGACCAACCAAUGAAAAAGAUGAAUUUAUUUUUAUGGAAGAUUCGGAAAGUAUACAUGUACAUUGUAGGGAUAUAGCAGAAAAAGGUUCAGAAAAUGUUUUAGAUCUUGCAGUGUCAGCUGCAAUUAUGAACCAAGGACUUACCUUUGACUAACUUUUUAUAGCUGCCAUUAUUUUGCAAAUAUAUAAAUGGAAAUAAUAAAUUUUAAGUAAAGUCUAACAUAAUGAAUAACAAGACAGAUAUAAAUAUUGUCAUGUGAUAAUGAUAAA
Ruditapes philippinarum (Manila clam) is the source of this 1639-nucleotide messenger RNA. RefSeq lists its product as uncharacterized. The transcript has 2 exons. The record is from RefSeq and is a predicted model, not a curated record. NCBI's taxonomy places the organism in Eukaryota, Metazoa, Mollusca, Bivalvia, Venerida, Veneridae. The coding region runs from base 147 to 1523 and encodes 458 amino acids.